Prunus mume (Japanese apricot) is the source of this 684-nucleotide messenger RNA. Its product is annotated as putative zinc finger A20 and AN1 domain-containing stress-associated protein 8. NCBI's taxonomy places the organism in Eukaryota, Viridiplantae, Streptophyta, Magnoliopsida, Rosales, Rosaceae. The record is from RefSeq and is a predicted model, not a curated record. Gene Ontology annotation, molecular function: DNA binding; zinc ion binding.
ACCCUUCCCUUAUAUAAACAAAUAGAAACCCACAAUUCUCAUAACAACAAGAAGAAGAAGAACAAGCCUCUUGAGCGAACAGACGAACAAGAACCGAACAAAAGUUCGAGAAGAAAGUCAACAUGAACAUGGAGCCUCCAAUGUGUGCAAAGGGCUGUGGCUUUUAUGGCUGUGUCGAAAACAAGAACAUGUGCUCAAAGUGCUACAAAGAUCAUGUAAAACAAGAGAAUCUCAAUGCUCAGUCGACCACGGUGGCUUCAUCAGUGGAAAAAACUGAUCUGGGUUCCACCGCUAGAGGAAUUUCCUUGCUUUCUUUUCAAACUUCAGAUGAUUCAGUUUCUAAUACUAAUACUAGUAAUAUUGAUAAUAAUAGUGGAUCAAAGAAAAACAGGUGUGAAAGCUGCAACAGAAAGGUUGGAGUGUUGGGGUUUGAAUGCCGUUGUGGUGGAGUGUUUUGCGGAAAGCAUAGGUAUCCAGAAACACACUCGUGCAAUUUGGAUCUCAAGCAGGCUGGAAGAGAUGUUUUGGCCAAGCAAAACCCUCUUUGCAAGGGUGACAAGCUGCAGUGCAGGAUUUAGAGACAGAUUAUCAACAUUUAGCAUGUUAUAUAUAGUUAGGCUUCAAGACUUGUAUUUUGUGCACUUUAUUUUAUUAAAUAUAAAAUGAAGUAAUUGAACUCGGUAU